UAAUGGUGGAUAGAUUUGAUGAACAUUUCUUUUUAAUUGCAAAAGAGACUGGAGGAAUUGAAGGAUUAUUAAAUUCAUUAUUCAGUUUUCUAUUGAGAAGAACAGAUUAUUAUUAUGAAUGUAUUGUAUAAUAAAAUCAUUUUUAGGUGAUCCUGGAGAUAAGAUGGGAUUUCCACCUGGAGUUGCAUUGAAUAUGUUAGGAAAUACAUUUAAAAAAUAUUAAGAUGAACAUUAUAAAGUACAUAAAAAGAAAUCUGCUUAAGAAUAUAAAGAGAAAUUAGAAAUAUAUUAAAAAAAGUAGAAGGAAUUAUUAGAGAAAAAAAAAGAAUAAGAAGAGUUAAAAAAAGAGAUUUAAAUUUAAUAAUAAUAAUAAAAGUAGGUUCAAUAAAAUGAGAAUUAAAGUUAAUAGGAUGUGUAGAUAAAAUAAGAGCAAAAUUAAUAAAAGAAUGAAAAUUUUACUUAAAAACAAAAAAUAGAUCCAUAUAUAAAUACUUAUAAUGGAGGAGAGACAGAAAAAUAUUCUUGGAGUUAAUCUGGUAAUGAUGUAGUUGUAACAAUGAAAGUUCCAGAGGGAUCUAAUAAAAAAAAUGUAUAUAUUAUAUAAGAAUAAUCAUUUAGUUAAAGGUAAUUAUAACUGCAAAUACAUUAACAGUUAAAGUGAAGGAUAAUGUAGUUGUGGAUGGAAAAUUAUAUGAUAAAGUAAAAAGUGAUGAAUCUAUUUGGUCUAUAGAAGAGAAUCUAUUGACUAUCACAUUAGAGAAAGGGUAAGAGAAUAUUUGGAAAACUGUUAUUUUAGGAGAUAAAGAGAUAGAUGCAACAAAAGUUGAGAAUACAAAACCAUUAGAUGAUUUUGAUUCUGAAACUUAAGGGGCAAUUAGAAAGAUAAUGUAUGAUUAACAAAGGAAAUAAUAAGGAUUACCAACUUCAGAAGAGGAAUAAUAAUUAGAAAUAGUAAAGAAAGCUUGGAAUGCUGAAGGUAGUCCAUUUAAAGGUUAACCUUUUGAUCCUAGUAAAUUCAAUCUUAGUAAUGGUUAAAUAUAAUUCUGAG
Paramecium pentaurelia is the source of this 1048-nucleotide messenger RNA. Lineage: Eukaryota; Ciliophora; Oligohymenophorea; Peniculida; Parameciidae. The record is from the annotation of a GenBank genome assembly.